UGUGUGUGUGUGUGUGUGUGUGUGUGUGUGACUCUGUGUGUGUGUGUGACUGUGUGUGUGUGUGUGUGUGUGUGUCAGGUGAUGGAGGUGUCCUCUCACAGCCUCUUCCUGCUGCAGCAGCUGAAUGUUCAGCGUGAGUUUGGUUUCCUGUGUGACUGCACCGUUGCCAUCGGUAACGUUUACUUCAAAGCUCACCGCGCCGUGCUGGCCGCCUUCUCCAACUACUUCAAGAUGAUCUUCAUCCACCAGUCCAGCGAGUGCAUUAAGAUCCAGCCCUCGGACAUCCAGCCGGACGUGUUCAGCUACCUGCUGCACAUCAUGUACACCGGCUCCUGCCCCACGCAGCCGGUGGAUCAGAGCCGGCUGCAGGACGGCAUCAAGUUCCUGCACGCCUACCAGCUGUGCCGCAAAGCAGGCGAGUCCGAGGCAGACCUGCUCCGCAUGUCCAACCUGUACGGCAUCCAGAUCUCCUCUCAGCUGGCCAACAAGGAGGCGGGAGCCCCAAAGACCUCCUGCAGCGAUGAGGUCCCGUCAGAGCGCCAGGACGCCCCCCCGCGCACCGUCUGCUCCGUGGCCUCCGGAGACGACUCGGACAUCUCGGCUCGCAUCAAGCAGGAGCGGGUGGAGGAGGGGGGGGAGGAGGGGGAGGGGGGAGUCCUGUUCAAACAGCUGGUCCUGAUGUGUCCGCGCUGUGGAGACUGCUGCUCCUCCCCCGAGGACCUGAGGGAGCACCUGUUCAGACAUGGGGAGGAGGGGGGUCAGGAGGAGGGGGAGGCAGGGUGUCUGCAGGAGGCGCUGAGGCAGAGCCAGGCGCUGGCCAAUCAGCUUGCUGCAGAGCUCAGGAGGAGUCGGGGGGGCGGGGUCAGCCCGACUCCUGCUGCCAGAAAACGUAAAAUCUCCUGCGCCGUCUGCAGCCGUCGCUUCGGCCACCGGGCGGCGCUGCAGGAGCACAUGUACUCUCACACCGGCCGCCCGGCGCGCUGCAGACACAGAGGCCCCGCCCCCUGCCGCCCGGAGGGGGGUGGGGCCUCGUUGGGGGGGGGCGGCGCCCUCUGAGGACACCAACAGAGACCAUCAGGAUAACGGCAGCUCCUGCUACUCUCUGGACUCGGAGGUCUCUCAGGAGAGCGUCGACGGACCUCCUGUGGAAUGACUGCAGGCCUAUCUGUGCAGAGAUCCAGAUCUUCCACUCUCACCUGAGGACAGUGAAUGCCUCACGGUGAGACAGCGAACGCCUCACAACGCCUCACGGUGAGACAGUGAACGCCUCACGGUGAGACAGCGGACGCCUCACGGUGAGACAGCGGACGUCUCACGGUGAGACAGCGGACGUCUCACGGUGAGACAGCGGACGCCUCACGGUGAGACAGCGGACGCCUCACACUGAGACAGCGGACGCCUCACACUGAGACAGCGGACGCCUCACGGUGAGACAGCGAACGCCUCACGGUGAGACAGCGAACGCCUCACGGUGAGACAGCGGACGCCUCACGGUGAGACAGCGAACGCCUCACGGUGAGACAACGGACGCCUCACCCUGAGACAGCGGA
Messenger RNA from Trematomus bernacchii (emerald rockcod), 1550 nucleotides. It is a transcript of the gene zbtb25, whose product is annotated as zinc finger and BTB domain containing 25. The transcript has 3 exons. Gene Ontology annotation, molecular function: RNA polymerase II cis-regulatory region sequence-specific DNA binding; protein binding; DNA-binding transcription factor activity, RNA polymerase II-specific. Lineage: Eukaryota; Metazoa; Chordata; Actinopteri; Perciformes; Nototheniidae. The record is from RefSeq and is a predicted model, not a curated record. Gene Ontology annotation, cellular component: nucleus. Gene Ontology annotation, biological process: regulation of transcription by RNA polymerase II. The coding region runs from base 82 to 1056 and encodes 324 amino acids.